AUGUGCACCAGCUCCACCGUGUCCGAUGCUAUUCCCCAGCGUCAUACCGUCUCCAAUCCCCGUCAGAAGGAUCUACCUGAUCCCUCCGCAGGAAUACGCCGUCUAUUACACCUCGUAGAAUGUUGCGAAAGCAAGGAAUUCGACUCGGACGAGUACUGGGAGUGCGCCUUGCGCACCGUAAUCGGCAGCCUUUGGCACCAGGUCUCCACUUGCAAAAUGGGUCCUGCAGAGGACCCGGAAGCGGUCGUGGACCACAGAGGGAAAGUGCACGGUAUCACCAAGCUCAGAAUCGCCGAUACCAGUAUAAUACCCUUACCGUUGACGGCCCACACGACCGCCCCCGCCUACAUGAUAGGCGAGAAAAUCGCCGAUCUCAUCAAAGAGGAAUGGAAGUUUAAAUCUUAA
Messenger RNA from Phyllotreta striolata, 405 nucleotides. Lineage: Eukaryota; Metazoa; Arthropoda; Insecta; Coleoptera; Chrysomelidae. The record is from the annotation of a GenBank genome assembly.